This is a messenger RNA of Eruca vesicaria subsp. sativa (arugula), 813 nucleotides long. Lineage: Eukaryota; Viridiplantae; Streptophyta; Magnoliopsida; Brassicales; Brassicaceae. The record is from the annotation of a GenBank genome assembly.
AUGGCGAAAAUAGCACAAGUAGUGAUGCCUGAAGGGUCACGUUACCAGCUUCUCCUCUCAUGUCCUUCCGGCCUCUCUCUAUCUCAGGUCUCGGUGGAUUUCUCGAAAUCUCAUGAUCGGAUUCAACAUCCCGAUCACGAUCUUGAAGAUUCUAUUGGGCAGGCUUGGGAGCAGAGAACACAGGGAAAUUCAGCAUUGUUUAAUGGCCAAAAAUUCAGAUUUGGAUCAUUAUGUUUAGAUGGUGAUGCUGGUACCGACGAAGUGUCACACGUCUGCCUUCGCCUUGGCCUGACAGAUUACAGGACUUUUGUAGGAACGAAUUUGAGCUCUCAGUGGGAGAAGUUCCUUGUUACAUCACAAGAUGACUGUGUAAGAUGUCGACAUACCUCAAGUCCAUUGGGUAAUGCCGCGGUUAUUGAGACUUCUGACCAGAAGAUUAUUGUGUUACGUCGGAGUGAUAAUGUUGGGGAAUUUCCAGGUCACUACGUAUUUCCUGGUGGCCAUCCAGAGCCAAUGGCAGUAGGAAUUGAUUCUCACCAGCUUGAAAAAGAUGGAGAGGUUUUAAAAAAGAAGGUAACUCAAGAAAUGUUUGAUAGCAUUACUCGUGAAGUUGUGGAAGAAACUGGGAUACCAUCAUCAUCUCUUAGCACUCCUCUCUUUAUUGGAAUAUCUCGGAGGGAGUUGAAUGUGAGGCCAGCUAUGUUUUUCUUCAUCAAGUGUAGUCACCAUUCAGAUGACAUUCCGAGACUAUACUCUAGUGCUGAAGAUGGGUUUGAGUCAACACAGCUCCACACUGUCGCUUUGGUUAGUUGA